AUGAAAUCUUGGAUCUCCGGUCUUUCGUUGGCGGCGCUGCUACCGUUCGCAGCGGCCGACUGCGACAAGUUCGAUUUUACGGGCCAAUAUGGCAGCGACGGCUUCACCACAACGUACAACAAAACCCUACGAGUUUCCGGUUUCACGAAUUGCACGGCAGAGAUCGCAGGCCAGGAUACUAGAAAUGGCACGUGCCUACUUAGCAAUCCCGGCAUCGGUAUCGGCCUAGAAGUAUACCCAGAGGUCCGCUUUAUCCAAGUCGACGCCAAAGCGCAAAGGGAGGUCCUAGCGCUCGUGCAGGAAAAGAUGAGCGCCGUCGCAGCCGCCACGACGAACUUCAACUCCACAAUCGUCAUGAACUACACGUCGAUUCUCAGGUCGACAGCGGUUGGAAACACUGGUUACGGCGGGUUCACACCGUACAUUAGAUGUUUCGACGGCGUGCUCUCCGACUGCGACAAAGACGAUAAUCUCGAGGGCAAGGCGAUCCGUGCCUGUGGUCUUACGUGGCUGGACAGGAAUCAGGGCUUCAAGAGCCUAGGCUCGCAGGCGUACGAUGGCGAGGAGAACUUCGUUAGCUAUUCCGAUGGCAACGGGACUGAGAACAUGGGCGCGCUGCCGUUGUAUGACAGUGUUUCCGGCCAUGCCACCAACUACCAAGGCGACGACGAAGACGACCAUGGAAACUCGGCAACGAAGACCGCGGUUGGAAGUGCGGCUUUGGUGGUUGCGCUGCUCAGUGCUGUUUAUGAGAUUAUGUGA
Annulohypoxylon maeteangense is the source of this 762-nucleotide messenger RNA. RefSeq lists its product as uncharacterized. The transcript has 2 exons. The record is from RefSeq and is a predicted model, not a curated record. Bases 1 to 762 code for a protein of 253 amino acids. NCBI's taxonomy places the organism in Eukaryota, Fungi, Ascomycota, Sordariomycetes, Xylariales, Hypoxylaceae.